AUGGUGAUCUCAGAGCGCUUGGCCUCGCGCUUUGCGCACGCCUUGCAGCUGGCGCGCGGCCCCGAGCGCGCACCGGCGGCGGUAGCCUCGCCGGCGUCCAGCCCAUCGUCCGUGAGGAAGUCGAGGAUUGAGGUUCGCCGCAAGAGCGAGCUGCAUCCAGUCCGCCGUCCGGACGACUCCACACUGCAGAAGCUGCAGGUCGUGGCCUCUGCUCGGAACUACGCCCUUGGUGCCUUGCAGCUGCGACGGCUGCUGUCGAAGCUGCGGCUUCGACGCCUGGCUUCGGGGAUGGCAAGUUGGCAAAACUUUAUUUUGUCGCCUCCCUUGCGCAUGCUUCUCAUGCACAUGCGAGGUUCUGGGGACACCCCUGCGUCAUCGUAUCGCUGGCGUGCCAUAUGUGGUGGCAAGGGCUGGCUACUGCGGCGGGCAGAGCAGGACCAGGCCUCCCAAUCGCUGGCCCUGCAGCGUCGCCGUGUGCUGCUCGAAAGUGCGCGGCUGCUGCGAGGCGUGCUGCGGCAGGCGCUGCUGCGCUGCUUCAGUGGGGCGCUACACCGCUGGCGCCAGGCAGAAGGUUCCAUUGCGCAGGUACCAAGGGCCGUGCCCUUCCACCCCUCACGUGCCUCGGCUCCGGGUGCGGCAAUGCAGCAUGCGCAGGCGCCUCUUGACCCUCAUGCGCCUUUGACCCACCCCUCGCAGUUUCUCCCUUGGGGUCGUGUGCCUCAUCAAGAGCUUUCCCAGAAGAAACUCUUCGAGAGUCUUGCCUCUUCGCAUGGCAGUUCUGAGGCAGCACUGCAAGAUCUACGCAAUGCGGUGGCAUCAGCUUUGAAGGCAACAUGGAACACCCAGCGCCCACGCGGCGACCUUCCACCAGGGCUGAGGAAGCGCAAGGAACUCCCGGAGGUGGGGGAUGUGGGAGUGGCGACGAUCAUCAGCAGCCCCAAGAAGGUCAAGGUCAUCGAGGAGGCGGCAGAGUCCCUGACUGCAGAGAAGUUCCGCGAAAAGUUCAAAAUCUCCGCGGUGAACGCAGCGGCGGUGGAAACCGCACUGCCGGAUCCGGUACAGAGCUUUGAGAAUGCGCCCUUCACGAGGAAGCUGAAAGACGCGUUGAUCGAGGCAUUUCCGUCACCAUCGCCUAUUCAGGCGCAAGCGUGGCCAAUCUGCCAUUUGGGCCAUGAUUUGGUGGCCGUGGCGAAGACUGGCAGUGGAAAGACCUUGGCUUUCCUGCUGCCGGCCUUCAAACUCAUCACCAGGUGGCUCAAGGGCUUGGAGGAGCUCCCGAUGACGGUGACGCCCGCGGUGCUGGUGCUGGCGCCCACGCGGGAGUUGGCCACGCAGAUCCAGGCGGAAUGCGAGCGCUUCGCGCCGGCGAAGAUUGCCUCCAUGGCAAUCUUUGGUGGCACCCCUAAGGGCCCUCAGGGAAAGGAACUCAAGAAAAGGUGCCCGCAGGUCUUGGUGGCCACACCUGGACGCUUGCAGGACUUCCUGGGCACUGGCGAGGUGGAUUUGUCGCAAGUGCAGCUCCUUGUCUUGGACGAGGCAGAUCGCAUGCUGGACAUGGGAUUUGAACCCGAAAUCGCCAAGAUUCUAUCACAGGCUCCGGCGGAGCGACAGACCUUGCUCUUCACGGCCACCUGGCCGAAGGCGGUGAAACGCAUCGCAGAGAAGUACCUGAAGCCGGACUAUGUGCAUGUGAACGUUGGAGAGACUGAAGAAUUGGCCGCCAACAAGGCUGUGAGCCAGGAGUUCUUUCGACUUGGAGAUGAUGAGAAGGAUGAUAAACUUUGGCAGAUCUUGAGUGGCCUCAGCGAUGAUGCCAAAGUCAUUUGCUUUGCCAACACUAAGAGGCGCAUCGAUUCCUUUCAGAAGACCUUCUGGUCCAAGGGAUUCGACUCGGUCGCCCUGCAUGGCGACAAGCCACAGAAAGAUCGAGAUCGAGACUUGGAGAAGUUUACCAAAGGCGAAUGUUGGUUGAUGUUUGCCACCGACGUUUCUUGGCAAAUCGCAGUUCCGGGCGGGAUGCGGGAUGUUUGCUCACGUGGACUGGACAUCAAAGACGUGACGCACGUGGUGAACUUGGACAUGGCGACUCGACAGCACGGGCGUUACUGGGGCGAAACCUCUGGACAUGGCAGCUAUUUCGCUGAACUCCGAUUGGAUCCUGAACUCCACGCGUCCUUCUGCCGGCGCGGACGUCGACGAUUGAAAGAAAUCCAGAUGAGCAGUCGUGCGCAGCUGAAAUUUGACCGAAGUAGAGGCGUUCUGCGGGUGGCUGGCUCAGAAGCGCAGGUGGCUGAGGUGCAAAGACAGUUGGAAUGCUUGGGAGGUCCGCGAAAGACAAUUCGCAACGCAGCUUGGGCGGAGCUGAUGCGCACGCGCAUGUCGGAUGCCAGCUGCUCUGUGGUUCAGCGGAUUCAGCAACUGAGCAACUGUCGAGUGCACAUCGAGAGAACUAGCAAGGAGGUGCGCUUGUUUGGGCCCAAAGUUGCAGUAGCAGCAGCAUCCCAUUUGUUGGAUGAGCUACAGCAGAUGUGUAUCGAGACCUUGGUCGAGUUCGACGCGGAGGUGCAGCUCUCAGGUCCAGUGCUCCGAUUAGAUGACAAAUCUGAGUUGCUGCAGUUUGGUCCCAGAGACUCUUCCCAUUUGCUGCAACUGGUUGAAACUUGUAGUGGUAUUGGAGGAAUUGGACUUGGUGCGUCUUAUGCGGGUUGGGAUGUCAAAGCUCAAAACGAACUCAUGUCCAGUUUUUGCAAACACAUGAAGACACACUUCAAGGUUCCAAACAUUGAGGGGGAUAUCUGUCAUUUGAGCACUGUUGCUCAGUUGCAUAAAGCUGCUCCCAAUGCAGCGGCACUGGCAUUUGGGUUCAGUUGUCAGCCCUUCUCCAGAGCAGGAGACAACCAACAAGGGAUGGAUGAGCGUUCUGCUACGCUGCCAUUUGGGCUGUAUGCAGGGUUCUUAUUACAAAUGGAUUUCAUUGUCACUGAGUGCGUCACAGAAGCGUCAACAUCCCCUUUUGUGCAGCGGUGUGUUGAUCAUCACUUGCGCAUGGUUGCAGGUGACAAGUCCGAAGUUGUUUUGGAGCUAGGUGACAUCUGGCCAUCAAAGAGACGUCGUUGGUGGCAAAUCAUGUCCAGGGGUCACUAUGGAAAGGUGGUUUUGCAACCGUUUCCCAAAUUGUCUCAAAUGCCCACGAUCAAAGGUCUUUUUCCUGACUUCCUGCCAGUUUCCGAGCUGGAAUUCCGUCAACUGAUGCUCACACCGCAUGAGAGUGAAUUGUUCCAUAACUAUGGUAAGGGGAUUGAAUCUCAGAUGGUGAAUCCAAAUGGUCCACUCAACACUGCAUUGCAUAGUUGGGGAAAUCAGGGACAGCCGUGUGCCUGUGGUUGCCGUCCAGCCUUCAGUUUGCAACGGUUGAAAAGUUCAGGUUUGUUUGGGGCGUUGGUCAGAGUUGCAGCCAGAUCUUCAGAUCAUGAUUUGCGUCACAUUUCACCCAGAGAAAUGGCACUCCUUUUGGGAUACCCAAUGAAGGCAGGGUGGGAUUCUCCUCAAAGAUUGUUGAUGGCGGGUUUAGGCCAGAUUGCAUCCCCACUUCAAGCUGCAUGGAUUUUCUCACACCUUCGGAAUCACCUGUCUGAUAUGAAGUAUGCUGGCCUGAUCGGAUUCACACCACGUCAGAUUUUGGCAUGUGUUUGCAAAGACCUGUUUUCCCUUCGAGAUCAAUGGUUUCAGGUUCCUCCGACCGUUGCCAUGACCAUGUUUCAAGAAACGGUGGAGGAAUUAUUGGCACCAAAGGACACCCCCAAAGAUACUACCCAUCACAAUUCCAAGCAGGAGACAAAUCAAGCAGUCCCCGGGGAACAGCUGUCGACGCACAGGAUGCCAGCAGAGCCUGCACAGGCCAAUUCUGACGCUGAUCAAAGCAAAGCGAAUGAGAACCAUGCAACAGUGACAGGGUUUGGUGCAUCCAAGGCAGGGACCUUUGCAUCCGAGCCAGUGGAGAAUGCAUCCGUCAAGCCUGCAGUGUCUGUCCCUGAAUCAGCUGCAGUUGGACCGACCCGGAAAGAUAGCGUUGCCACUGACAAUGAAGGGCAGGGGAGGCCAUUGGCCGAACACAUGAGUGAGCAGAUUGCCAAAGAUCCAGAGCCCGAUUGUGAGAACUCUCACUUGGUCAAAUUGCCAGAUGACAUGCUAAAUCAGCCCAGUGUAGGUCCUUCCAGGCCUGUGAUGACAGCCACAAUUCAUCCGACCACUGGGGGAUUCAGUUUUCCAAGGAUGCAGAGUUCCCUGAAGCCUUCUCAGGUUUCCACUGCUGGGGAGUUCCUGAAUAGGACACACAGACCGAUUGCACCAAAUCAAAUGCAAGGCAAGUUCAGCGAAGUAGACAGCCUAUCUGCAAGUGAUUCAGGGUAUGUGCAGAUCAGUGACACAGGUUGCAUAGAUGGAAAGACCUCAUCCACGGUCAAGGGUUUCAAGCAGAGGGAAACCUCCCAUGAGUUUGCAUCCAGUGCUCCGAAGAGGCAAUGUCCCGCCCGACCCCUCUUUCAGGCCAUGCCUGGGGUUUCCAACACCUCAGGUCCCUCCCCUAUGGAUCGAGACCUUAAUGAUCAGGGUACAGUUUCGGGGUUCUCCGCAGUGGGGGGGUUGCUUGCUUUUCCGAAGCACACAGCGCAGAUUGACAGCACUCAGAAUGCGGAGGUACAACCUGCACGGGAGCCCCAGCAAAUCAUAGACAGCCAUCCAAAGCAAUGUGACCAAAACCUUGCACAGUCCAUUUUAUCAGGGAAAGUUGCAAUCUUGGAUCUUGACACACAAACAUAUCACUCAAUCUCAAUUGGCGCAGGUCAGACAGCAGCUGACCUCCAACUGGCAGUACAGAGGCUGACAGGACAUGAGGUGCAAAUUAUUGAUUGCCUCGGUAAUGCACUCACUCAUGCCGAUUCUUUGGAGGGCCACAAACUCCUUGCGAUGGGAACUGACAUUAAAGCGCCGAUGCAGUCGCUCCAGUUUCGUAAUGCUGAUUUGGUUCAGUUGAGUCGAAAAGAUGCCCUGUUUCGCCAAUUGGGAGCGGUUGCCACCGACGAAAUGAGUUUUUAUCUGCAAGGGCUGAAAAAGCAAGGAAGUCUUGGGGUUGUUGCUCCACUGAUCCUCUCCGAUCUUGCUGACAUUACCACCUUGGCUGAGGCAUGGAUGACUGAAGCAUUGGGAAUUUCAGGGACAGUUGUUUCGGCAGUGUGGCACAAUUACCAUUGGAUCCCGAUGGUGAUUUCUCAAACACCUGAAGGCUACUUUGUCCAGACAACCGUGGCUGGAGUUGACAUUUGGCCUUUGAUGUUUCCCACAGUAGCUUCCGCAGACUUUCAGGUCCAGGUUCCAUAUGAUCUGCCAAGCGAAUUUCCAGAGGAUUGUGGAUUCCAAACGUUUGCAUGGGUCACUCAUGUUGCAUUACAAAUACCACUGAAAGCCAUGUCCUACGGAACCGCUGCAAACUGGCGUGCAUUGUUUUGGCAACAUUUGCUCAUGCAUGGUGAAAGCGUUUCAGAGUUCAUCAUGUUGCUUGGCGGGGUUCAAGUAGAUCACAUGGAUGACAAGAACAGCACAGUCCAUGGAGGCUCUGGUGUGCGAGAUGAGCUUGAGGCACCCGCCCUACCCCUCUUUCAGGCCAUGCCCUUGGUUUCCAACACCUUGGGUCCCUCCCAUGUGCCCAAAGCAGACAGUGUGAUUGCCACAUGCCCAGGAGAUCAUGGCAAGAUAGCUACAGGAGUCAGAGCCGACAAAGAAAUCAGUGCACCGGUUCAGUCCCAAUUGCAAGUCAGGUCUCCGAGCACCAACACAUUGCAGCCGAAAGUAGUCUUUGAGGCGGUAUUGAACAAUGAUGAUGAGUCCAGGAAUCAUGCCUUGGUGACGGAGAUGAUUGAUGAUGUCCCCACCCCAACCCGCGUUCAUGCCAUGCCCUCAGUUUCCAACACUGGGGGCCCCUCCCAUGGAUUGUCCACACAGCCCUCCGCAGGGGGAACAAUAGCCAAUCACCAUGCUCAGAGUUCUGGCGAAGCCGAUGAAGUUGCGUUGUUGGCCAAUGCAAUUAAUGCAGGGCAUACCAUCCUUUUGGACUUUGAUGACAUGACGUACCAUGUACUUCCCAUCCGUGAUGCAGCUUGUCAGGUGAACGAAGUGGUUUUCUCAGUCUUGGGAAGGAAUGCCGACGUCUAUGACUUGUUGGGGAGACCAUUGAAGCCGAGUACCCAGCAUGGACUGCAUCGACUGAUCGCCACAGGUCAAGAUCCACAAUUGUUGGCUGCACAGUUAACAUUGCGCACCUGCGCACUGGAACAGUGUAAUCGAACUAUUGCAUUGUUCCACCAGGCAGGGGCAGUUGCUGAUGAUGAGAUGACCUACUAUCUGCAACGCAUGGCCCAGCAGCACCACUGUGAGUAUCAACAACCGUUGAUCUGGGGGGAGGAAGGGAGUAGUGAUCGGCUAGCAUGGGGUGAAAGACUGGCUUUUGUGACAUGCCCGACUAUCACUGCAGUAUGGCAUAACAACCAUUGGCUUCCUUUGUUGGCAACUCCCGCAGAUCAUGCAGUUGAAAUUUCGUCUUGCCCGGAGGGUUUUCGACUCUGGAAUCAGAUUGCAAGCAGUGCAGUGGUUUGGAGUCCAGCCUCAACAGUGGACCUGCCCACAUGUUUUCGAGAGGAUUGUGGUUUUCAGGUUAUCGCAUGGCUCCUUGGGGCGCUUGGUUUGCAAUCACCACAUGCCAUGACUGAACACACUGCCAUUUGCCACCGUAUGAAUUUCUGGUAUGAUCAUUUGUGGAGUGCCCUUAAAUGCCAUACUCAAAGAUUUGUAUUGGGUGGUCAAUCAGAACUGGAAACAGCGGUGGCCACAAUGUUGAGAGAGCAUGGAGUUUUCACAAAUCGAGUUCUUGAACGCACUAAGUCAGUAUUGCAACAGUUGGGACAGCAGCCGGUGACUCAAGCCUUGAGAUCGGCCAGACCAUGGGCUGCUUUGAAGGCACUGGCUAAUGAGCAUACACCCAAAAUUCGCCUGAUUUGGGAAGAUGAAUUUAGCCACGUAGUGAAAUCACGCACCGGCAAGGACAACAAAUUUGGCACCAAGAAGAAAACAAGUAGGCCACAGCAAUCGGCGGUGUUUACUCCGCAAGAUGUUGCCAUUCCUGAGGGAGUGUUUUGCCAGCAAAGUGGUGCACCUUUGGCACAAAUUCCAGCUCGUAACAUCUCACCCAAUGCUAAGGGGGUUGUAGUCCUAUCGGAGGCAGAGUUGCAGCCGUACUCACAGCAGAAAACAAUAUCGAAAGAGAGUUUGGCAUUCCUGGUGUUGGCUCCCUUCUCCCAAGAGGUUCAAAUGCAAGGGGAAACAAUCAGGUUUCCAGCCCAAAGCACUGCAACCAGUGAGCCGGUUUUGCUUUCUGCAGUUUUGAUUCAAAAGGGUGCAUCUCCAGUGACAAGAUUGACACCGAAGCAGCCGGUCUGUGUUGACACAGUGCCGACUCAGACGUUGAAAAUUCUGUUGUAUCGUGAUCAAGCACCCAAGGGAUGGGAAGAAAUUGUUGAUCGACCGGUCAAGGCCAUACUCGACAUCUUGCCUUGCUUGCGUCUUUGCAAAAUGCCUGCCUGCCACUGUCAGGGUUGGCACCCAACCGAUGAAGAUGCAGCUGAACCCAUCCUGGACAUCUGGCAGCGUGAUUGGAUGACGCAACACUUCAAGCGCUCUAAACCUUCGGAAGCUGCCAUUUUCUCAUGCAUGAUGCGAGUGACAGCGAAGGCAUUCCAAGCAGUUGAUUCUCAGUCGGGCACAACAGGUCUUUACAUCGAAGCUAGAGCCCAUGAUGGGCGGUCGCAAGAUGAGAGGUUUCAUACUGUAUGGUUGCCUAAAUCAUCCUAUGAAGAAGCCCUUGCCAAACAGUCCACAGCAGAAAUUCCCAGUUGCCUUGUGAGGGUCACAAAUCGCUUUGGCCUGCGGGUAUCAGUUGAGCAGGCUAAAGCUUUGCACAAUUUCAUCCGCCCUGAGGUGCCGUUUUUGGCAGGGACAGCAAAGUCCACUUGGAUCUUGGGCCCGGUACCAUAUGGCACCACUCGCAAAGCUCUGACCAAGCUGUUUGAGACAUGGGGUUGGUCAGCCAAGCCGCUUCAACCGAUGGGGCCCUCAGCUGAUAGGACUGGGUUGCGUUGGCAAGUAGUCGCAGAAGGGCCUCCAGCCCACUAUGUGUAUACCUUGUCACAUGGAGAUGUUUUGAUUGUCAAAUCUGAUCCCACAGAUGCUAAGACACUGGCACUUGGCCAGGCGGAAGCCUCAGCAGUCACACGUGGAGCAGUAGCACAACAGCACUCUAUGCAGGAUCCUUGGGCAGUCGCAGCAGCGAGGUUGCCUAGUGCUCAGCCUACAGGUCUUUCGUCAGCACAGAUUUCUAGUUUGGAAGCUUCCAUCACACAAAGGGUGCUGCAGCAAGUUCAGUCGAAAGAUACUGAUGCAGUCAUGUUAGCAGAAGAGGAAGGUAGGAUCAGUGCCUUGGAACAUCAGGUUCAUCAAAUGCAGCAGCAGCAGCAGGGAUUGACCAAGCAGCAGCAGUCCCUGGAGAGAAAGGUGGAGUUGAUCGGAAGCCAAGUGGAAUCGCAGACACAGAAAAUCCAGAAUCACAUGGACGAAAGAUUGGCUGAUCAGUUUGCUCGCAUUGAAGCAUUGCUGAGUAAACGCCCCAGGUCCUCAGCUGUGGCGCAUAUCUGCUUGCAAUCCAACUGGAAUGUCCGGCAAGGUAAACAAACAGGGGUCGGAUUUUUGUCCACUUGUCCGGCCCGUCCGAUUGCCAAGGGAUGGUCGGACACAGCUGUAGAAUCUUGCAGAGUGACUGGAGGGCACUUCUUUGUCCAAAACAUGUGGUUGCAAGGGGCAGUGGCGUAUGGCUAUGCCCACCAGAGUGAUAGUGCCAAAACUAGAGCAAUGACUGAGGAACUUCUGCAGGCUAUCACACAGCAGGUCCUUCCUAAUAAGAAUAAGUUUGCGUUCAUAGCUGGGGACUGGAACCAACACUAUGAUUCCUUACAUGAGAUCAAACUGUGGGAGUCGUGGGGUUGGAAAGAAAUUCAAGACAUUGCAUUCGCACGUUGGCAGGUCGAACCAGGCACGACUUGCAAGCGCACUAGUCGCAAAGAUUUUCUGUUUUUGUCACCUUCUCUGCAGCAGUUGGUUCAGAGUGUUUCCAAUGAUUGGGCGCAAUUUCCCGAUCACUCAGUUUUGUCAGCAUAUCUUGCUUUUCCAGAUGCCCACAUUCCAGAAGCAAAAUGGGUGAAACCGAUGCCCAUAGUGUAUACAGAUCAACAGGAGGUUCAGGCUAUCCGCCAAGCCGAAUGCGUAGCAUUUAAUGAAGCCGAAGACCCCUCCUCCCAAUAUGCAAAGAUCUUUGGUGACUUUGAGCAGGUGGUGCACAGAGUGAAACGCAGUCAUGGCCGCCCAGGCUUGCUGCCCCAGCAGAAAGGUAGGGGAUGCACUAGGGAUAGAACCUUUUCCACGCAACAUGUUGCCCCUUUGAAGCCUUCCCGACCGGGGGAGGAACAGCCAUCGUUUGAGGGGAUUAAUCUGCGGCAUAAACGGUGGUUUACUCAGGUGCGUAGGUUAGUCUCUUAUGUCAACCAUGUCAAGUAUGACCGCCCAGAAGUUUCAGCACAAGAGCACAAGUUCCGCCUGUGGCGGGCCAUUUUGAAUGCACCCGGAUUUGGCUCCAGCUUUGCUAACUGGUGGCCUACACGUGCCACUCAAAAUGCAAGUGACCCGUUGCUGAUUCCACGAUUAGCCCCUGCAUGGAAGCUAGCAAUGGCCAUUUUGGCUGCCUUUCGCAUCGAGCUGCAGGCUUGCGAAAACAUGCUCCUUCAACACCGUCGGGAGCGGAAUGUUGCGAAAUAUGAAGCUGAUGCAAAUCAGAUCUUUCGAGAUGUUAAAAAGCCAGGGCCUGAGCCAGUGCAGGUGAUCGUUGCUCACAAAGACAUGACCGUUCUUGAAGUAGUCGAUCAAUGGACAGUGCAUUGUGACCCUGCUCCUCCCAAAGAAAAUUGGCAGCCUUGGAAGUCCAGUCAUGAUGUGCAUUCCCCAGUGCAAAUCAAUGAUCGACAAGUGCAAUUCUCGCAGCCACAUGGUCUCUCUCCGGGUGAGAAACUCACACGCACUGACCUGCUAGGUUCUGUAGCAGAAAUUCAUCAAGCCUUUACACAAGAAUGGUCGAGCCUUUGGGAUAAGCAUUUGCACUUGCCUGCCGGUCACUGGACUGAAGUGCAUGACUUCAUUCAGACCCAAUUACCGGCAGGAGAAAUGGCAUACACACCAAUCAGUCUUAACACCUGGAAAGCAACCAUCGCCGCCAAAAAGUCCCGUGCGGCGGUGGGAUUGGACGGGGUAGCAAAGGCUGACUUGAUGGCCAUGCCAGACGCUUUACACAUCAGACUCCUCUCCUUGCUGCACGAAGCAGAACGAUCAGGCCAAUGGCCAUUGCAAGCCCUAAAUGGGGCAAUACACUCGCUAGCAAAGCGAGCCACAAGUGAAUUUGUAGGGGAUUUCCGACCAGUUACAAUAUUGCCGUUGGUGUAUAGGUGCUGGGGAACAAUCCGCUCCAAAGAAAUCUUGUCGCAUCUUGAGAAAAUUGCCCCACCGUCCAUGCUGGGACAUAUGCCAAAAAGAAGUGCGCCAGAGUUGUGGUAUCACCUUCAAUCGGUAGUAGAACAAAACCUUUAUGAUGGAGCAGCUGGCAGUGGUUUGGUCACCGACUUGGUUCGUGCAUUUAAUUGUCUCCCUCGUGAGCCCAUUUUUCAUGCAGCCAUUCAGAUAGGUGUUCCUGCCGAAAUCGUCCGAGCCUGGGCGGCAGCAGUAAUUGGCAUUAAAAGGUUUUUCUGGGUCCGUGGACAGCCAAGUGAAGGAGUUCGAAGUGGUACGGGAUUUCCAGAAGGCUGUGCCCUCUCAGUGGCCGCAAUGGGCUUAUGCAACUUGGUGAUUCACAGUUUCAUGGCUGUCCGGUGUCCCAGGGUUCUCAUGUUCUCCUAUGUAGAUAACUUGGAGCUGCUUUCAGAUAGUACAGAUGACGCACUGGAUGGACUUCGGGCUCUCCAGAAUUUUACUACCUUUUUAGGGGUUCCUUGUGACAGUAACAAAACCUAUGCAUGGGCAUUAGAUACUCAGGGGCGGCAGCAGUUUAAAGACUCGAGCUUGCCAGUUCACCUGCAACAGAAAGAUCUUGGAGCCCAUGUGCAAUACUGUGGUCGCCAAACCAAUGGUGCCGUCAAACAAAAAUGUGCCGACUUGCAAGCUUUGUGGCCUUCCUUAGCGCAGAGCCCAGCACCGCUCAAACACAAAUUGCGUGUGCUGACGGCGGUGGCAUGGCCUCGAGCAUUGCAUGCCUCCAGCACGGUGCAUCUUGCCGAAGCCAUCCUGACCGACUUGCGGGCAGGUGCAAUGAAAGGUUUGAGGUUGGAUAAAUCAGGGGCAGCACCCAGCCUGCAAUUUGGACUCUCACAAGCACCACAUCAAGAUCCGGGUUUCUUUGUGCUUUGGCAAUCCCUUUUUCAGUUUCGAAAGUUUUCAGAUUUGAGUGUUGCCAGUUCCACCCUGGCUUUGGCUUGUUGGACACCGGAUCGCCUCAAAAAGCCGGGCCCCUGUGGUGUUUUGGCGGCCCGCCUCACCAGCUUGGGGUGGACUUACGUGCAGCAUUUUAAAUUUCUGGACCAGGAUGGGGAACUGAUUGACAUCAUGCAUUGUCCCAUCCAAGAACUGAAGUUUCGCUGCAAGAGAGCAUGGUACCACCGUGUUGGAGCUGAGCAUGCUUACAGAAAAGGUUUUCAAGGUUUGGCUCUGGUUGACGUGCCCACCAGUGUACAGGUGGAUCCACGUUGGACUCCAGACGAAGUAGGUCUGAUGCGAGUUUUACACAAUGGAACUUUCAUUACACACGAUCAGUUGCACACAGCAAAACAGGUGGACAAUGACCGGUGUAAAUUUUGCGGGAGUCCAGACUCCUUGUACCAUCGCCAUUGGCAGUGCCCACAGACUGCACAUUUGCGUAAAGAGGUCCCUCCCGCAGUGCUCAGCCAAGUUGAUGCCCUGCCACAGUGUACUGCGGAGAGAGGAUGGAUGGUGGAGCCGGCCGAAGUGCGCCACUUUAAGCAUGUACUGCAGAGUUUGCCAUCAUAUGUUGGCGUGUCACAGGCCUUGGAUUUUUCUCCCGGGGCGAUUGAUUUGUUCACAGAUGGUAGCUGCCUUUCACCACACAUCCCAGUUGCGCGACUUGCAUCCUGGUCAUUGGUGCAGGCCGUAGGGCAUCCGGAAGAUCGACAGUUCCGUACAUUGGCCAAUGGUGCGGUGCCAGGACAAUGGCAGACAAUUCUACGUGCUGAACUGCGGGCGGUUGUUGAGGCUGCACAUGUGGCUCGACUCAAUCCAGGCGUGACGAGGAUAUGGUGUGACAAUGCCACAGUUGUACGCAGGUUUAAACUGAUACAGGCAGGGAAAUGGGUUGCAUCGCCAGUGCGGCCAGACCAUGACCUUUGGGGCGCACUUGCCUCGUUAUUGCAUGAUAACACUAGAGUCUCGAUUCAUAAGGUGGAUUCUCAUCAACAGCCGCCAGAGGAUGAUGAUUUUCUAGCGUGGCUUUUUGCGGGAAACGAUUGGGCAGACUGGGUGGCAUGUGAAGCAUUGUCAUUUUUUCCGCCUGACGUGUUGAAUGCCCAGCGUGCUGCGGCUGAAGCAGUAAGUCUAUCCUCAACCCUAUGUAAACAUCUGCAUGCGCACUUUGUGAAAGUAGGGAUGUUUUCAGUUUGCUGGGAAGCAGAAACUACGGGAGCAGAUGCUCCCCCAGACAAGGCUGGCAGAGAACCAAUUGAUGAGAGUACUGAAAUUUCCAUGUCAGUAGUGAGUGCACAGGCAAUCCAUGCUCCUCCUCAAAUGCAGUUUUCACAGUUUCAUAAAGUGCGAGAAUGGUUGCACCAUAUCCAGGGAGACUCAGAAGUACCUGCAGUUUGGGUCACAUGGUAUGAGUUGUUUUGGUCUUUCCAACUUUUUACAGGGUUGCGUGGUGUGCAAAAGCAAGACUGUCAUAGUCGUUGGGAUGUUCAGCCGACUCAUGUGCCGUAUGACUUAGUUCGUGAAUGCCGCAGUUUUGUUCACUUCAUGCAUCACUUGAUCAGAGUAGCAUAUCCUUCCUUUAAAAGCAAGAACACUCGUCCUGACAAUUAUCGAUGGCAGUCCUGGUCUCCUAGUGUGCCUUUUCGAUGGUCGCCCAAUAACUUGGAAAGUGUGCAUCGAUGGAUGGCGGAACAGUUGGGACAAAGGCAGAUCAAGAGCGUCAACAAAGAUCUUGGACAGCUGGAAGUGGCGGUGGGUGCAGUUCCGUGUGAACUGCGGGAAAAACCAAGAGAAAAGAUUCAGCAGAUUGCUCAGCAGCAGUGCGUCACCAUUGUCCUCGAGGAGGGAGAUGGACCGGUCCCCCGUGCCAAUGUCUUGGGUUUCGAGUUCGCGGUGUCGUCGGCGCUGAGCGUCUUGCAGCAAUACGAGACAAAUCCCAAGAUGAAAAUCCAGGAGGGCAUUAGCGAGCCGGUCUUGUCAUCUCUGGCAGCCGCAUUGUCAAAGUUGUCCUUGGGUGAAAACGAGUCAGGGGCUUCUACUACCGGCUCCACCACCAGGGCAGCUCCUGCAGAGGACUCUGACGCUUCCUCCGAGGGACUCGAAGCAGGUGAAACAGGCACCGCGAAUCAGGGUGUGAAUCAAAACCAGCAGUCCCACCAGUCGUGCUGCAACUGCCCCACGUGUGGUGCUACGAACUUUUGCGUCAGUUGCGGCUCACCCAAUGAGCAGUUCCAGUUUUUUGCCAUGAACCAUAUGAAGGCAAUGCCCAUGGGUUCCCAGGGCGUCUUCGUGGGAAACAUGCAGGGACCCAUGGGGCCCAUGAUGUCGAACGUGGGCAUGGGUGCCAUGCAGCCACAGGUCUUUGGAGUUUGUAUGCCCAUGCAGCUCCCACAGAUGAUGAUGCCUGCCGAAACUGGCCCUGGCCCUGCUUCCGGAAGCGAUGGACAGGUGUACCUUGUGCCGAUGAUGCAGCCAAGCAUGAUGACAUGA
Cladocopium goreaui is the source of this 14103-nucleotide messenger RNA. NCBI's taxonomy places the organism in Eukaryota, Dinophyceae, Suessiales, Symbiodiniaceae. The record is from the annotation of a GenBank genome assembly.